Otolemur garnettii (small-eared galago) is the source of this 945-nucleotide messenger RNA. RefSeq names its product olfactory receptor 5G3-like. The coding region runs from base 1 to 945 and encodes 314 amino acids. Gene Ontology annotation, molecular function: G protein-coupled receptor activity; odorant binding; olfactory receptor activity. Gene Ontology annotation, cellular component: membrane. The record is from RefSeq and is a predicted model, not a curated record. The transcript has a single exon. Lineage: Eukaryota; Metazoa; Chordata; Mammalia; Primates; Galagidae. Gene Ontology annotation, biological process: sensory perception of smell; G protein-coupled receptor signaling pathway.
AUGGGAGAUAAGAAUCAGACAGUAGUGACUGAAUUUUUCUUCGUGGGCCUUACAGAGCAUCCCUAUCAGAAGAUUGUCCUCUUUAUCGCGUUUCUGUUGAUUUAUCUUAUCACCCUCGGGGGCAACAUAGGCAUGAUCAUUCUCAUAUGGAUUGAUCCCAGACUCCACACUCCUAUGUACUUUUUUCUUAGCCACUUGUCCUUUGUAGAUAUUUGUUCCUCUUCUUCUAUUGCUCCGAAGAUGCUGUGUGAUAUCUUUGCAGAGAAAAAAGGCAUCACCUUCCUGGGUUGUGCUGCACAGAUGUGGUUCUUCGGCCUCUUUGUGGCCACGGAGUGUUUUCUCCUUGCUGCCAUGGCAUUUGAUCGGUAUGUGGCCAUCUGUAAGCCCUUGUUGUAUACACUCAUUAUGUCUCAUCGGGUCUGUAUGCAGCUGGUAGUGGGGCCUUAUGCCAUGGCUCUUACAAGCACUAUGACUCAUACGAUUUUCACGUUUUGCUUACCCUUCUGUGGUCCAAAUGUUAUCAACCACUUUUUCUGUGAUAUUUCUCCGCUGCUUUCUCUAGCAUGUACAGACACUUGGAUCAAUAAGUUGGUGCUUUUCACCUUGGCUGGAGCUGUAGGGGUGCUCACUGGUCUGGUCAUCGUGGUCUCCUAUGCUUACAUCCUGGUGGCCAUCCUGAGUGUCCUGACUACUGCUGGGAGGCGGAAGGCUUUCUCCACUUGCUCCUCUCACCUUGUCACUGUCUCUAUCCUGUAUGGGACUCUUUUCUUUAUCUAUGUUGGACCUAGUUCAAGGUCUUCCCUGGAUAUCAAUAAAGUGAUUUCUCUCUUUUAUACUAUGGUAAUCCCCAUGUUGAACCCUCUUAUCUACAGCUUGAGGAACAAGGAGGUGAAGGAUGCAUUCAGGAGAAAGUUUGAGAGGAAAAAUUUUCUAAUAGGCAGGUAA